This is a messenger RNA of Dipodomys ordii (Ord's kangaroo rat), 6942 nucleotides long. It is a transcript of the gene Col27a1, whose product is annotated as collagen, type XXVII, alpha 1. The transcript is spliced from 56 exons. Lineage: Eukaryota; Metazoa; Chordata; Mammalia; Rodentia; Heteromyidae. The record is from RefSeq and is a predicted model, not a curated record. Gene Ontology annotation, molecular function: extracellular matrix structural constituent. Bases 1 to 5298 code for a protein of 1765 amino acids.
AUGCACGAACGUGGUGUGCGCACACUUUGGGGGGUGUUCCAGCACUGCCGGCCAAAUUCCUGGGACUGGACAGCUGCAGCUGAACACAGGGGUGCGCGGGUGUGGCGGCAGCUGCGCCGGCCCCGCGAGCCCUGCGAGUCCCGCCGUCUCUCCCGGGCUCCCCGGCACCAGGACCACAAGGCUGAGGGGUUUCUCUUCGCCUGGAUCUUGGUCUCGUUUGCCUGUCACCUGGCCUCCACCCAAGGAGCUCCUGAAGAUGUGGACGUCCUCCAGAGGCUGGGCCUCAGCUGGACAAAGGCAGGGGGCAGCCGGAGCCCUGCGCCCCCGGGCGUCAUUCCGUUCCAGUCAGGCUUCAUCUUCACGCAGCGGGCCCGGCUGCAGGCCCCCACGGCCACUGUCCUUCCUGCUGCCCUGGGCACAAAGCUGGCGCUGGUGCUGAGCCUCUGCUCCCACCGUGUGAACCAUGCCUUCCUCUUCGCCGUCCGCAACCGGAGGCAUAGGCUGCAGCUGGGUCUGCAGUUCCUCCCAGGCAAGACGGUCGUCCACCUGGGGCCCCGGCGCUCUGUGGCCUUCGACCUCGACGUGCACGACGGGCGCUGGCAUCACCUGGCCCUCGAGUUCCGCAGCCGCUCCGUCACCCUGGUGACGGCCUGUGGACGCCGCCGCGUGCCCAUCCCGCUGCCUUUCCAGAGGGACCCCACGCUUGACCCCCAGGGCUCCUUCCUCCUGGGGAAGAUGAGUCCUCACGCCGUCCAGUUUGAGGGUGCCCUCUGCCAGUUCAGUGUCCACCCCGUGGCGCAGGUCGCUCAUAAUUACUGUGCCUAUUUGAGGCGGCAGUGUGGACGCGCCGAUCUGUACCGGCCCCAACUGGGGGCCCCCUUCCCUCCGGACUCUGGCAGUCCCUUUGCCUUCCAGCCUGACUUGGCCUUUCUUGGCCUGGAAAACCUCACCUCUGCCACCCCAGCCCUGGGGACACGACCCACAGGCAGGGUGCCCACAGCAACGGUGGCUCCGGCCACAGCCCUCAGGCCCCUAAGGACUAACCCUGGAGACCCUCCUCAGCAUAGUGCUAGGGGAGACCCAGCCUGGACCCCACUGCCGCCUGCAAAGCUGUCCACCAGAAAAGCACCUCCUCCCCUGCCCCCGGCAUCUCUGAACAGCGCCACCCAAACUCCUCGUCCUGCUGUUGCCCAGCCACGGCAGAAGAUCUCAGCCACCGAGAACCCUAAGCCUUCAGCUCCUUCAGUCAUCCCUGCCAAAAGCCCCCAUCCUACCCUGAAGACAGCUCCCCCUUCAUUCACAAAGUCAGCCCCACCCUCCCAGAAGCCAGUGCGUCCCACCUCCGUCCCGGCUCUUGCCAUAGCUUCUGGUGCCCAGGGGAAGCCAACGCAGAGGGGUCCCCAGACACCACGACCUCCACUGCCCAGUGCCCGGCCCCUGCCACCUGCCUCCGGCUCCUCUAAAAAGUCUAUUCCCCUAGUAGCCCAAACAGAGGCCAAGCUGACCAGCCGUGCUGGCAAGCCAGUCUCUGCCCGUCCCAGCACCCCCAAACCUCCCCAGCCCACUAUUUUGCACCAGUCUCCUGCCCUCAGUUCUGGCUCCACCAGAACCGCUCGGCCACCAGCCACCACCAUCGUGUCUCCAACCUCACACACUGGAACUCCCAGAACAGCACCUCCUACCUUUGCUCUUGGUCCAGUCGCCGCUGGAAGCAAGAAGCCCACCGGAUUGGAGGCCUCCAAGAAAGCAGGGUCCAAGAGCAGUCCCUGGAAUCCUGUUCCCUUCUGGUCUGGGGAAACAUUCGGGGAUGUCCCACUGAGAGACUUGACCACCAGGCCCAGUCGGCAGACUACUCCAGCUCCAGUUUUGGCUCCAGCGCGAGUUCUGAGCUCCACUUCCUGGCCCACAAACAGCGGCUACUCUUUCUUCCACCUUGCCGGACCCACACCUUUCCCCCUGCUGUUGGGACCUCCAGGACCCAAGGGAGACUGUGGCUUGCCAGGUCCCCCAGGGUUGCCUGGGUUACCUGGACCUCCUGGUACACGAGGGCCUCGGGGUCCUCCUGGGCCAUAUGGAAACCCAGGUCUGCCUGGUCCACCUGGAGCCAAAGGACAGAAAGGAGAUCCGGGGCUUUCACCAGGCCAGGCCCACGAUGGAGCAAAGGGUGACAUGGGCUUGCCUGGGCUCUCCGGGGAUCCAGGACCGCGGGGACGGAAGGGACACAAAGGCUAUCCUGGACCCGCAGGACACCCUGGAGAAGAGGGGCAGCUGGGAGCUGAGGGCAGCCCAGGGGCCAAAGGUUACCCUGGCAGGCAGGGGCUACCCGGACCUGUAGGAGAGCCUGGCCCCAAAGGCAGCCGGGGCUACAUCGGACUGCCAGGGCUCUUCGGCCUGCCUGGGUCUGAUGGAGAACGGGGUGUACCUGGCGUUCCUGGCAAGAGGGGCAAGAUGGGUAGGCCGGGGUUCCCUGGAGACUUUGGGGAGAGAGGCCCCCCAGGACUGGAUGGAAAUCCUGGAGACCUGGGCCUUCCAGGGCCCCCAGGAGUCACUGGCCUUAUUGGUGACAUGGGAGCUUUGGGUCCGAUUGGCUACCCAGGACCCAAGGGCAUGAAGGGGCUGAUGGGCGGCGUGGGGGAGCCCGGACUGAAAGGUGAUAAGGGUGAACAAGGGAUCCCAGGUGUGGCGGGCGAUCCUGGCUUUCAAGGAGACAAGGGAAGCCAAGGGCUGCCGGGGUUCCCGGGUGCACGCGGGAAGCCAGGACCUCUGGGUAGAACUGGAGACAAAGGCUCUCUAGGGUUUCCUGGGCCCCCCGGACCCGAGGGAUUCCCAGGAGACAUUGGCCCACCUGGGGACAAUGGCCCUGAAGGCCUGAAGGGUAAGCCUGGAGCCCGAGGCCUGCCAGGACCCAGUGGACAGCUAGGGCCAGAGGGAGAUGAGGGACCCACAGGGCCUCCCGGAAUCCCUGGCUUGGAGGGUCAAUCGGGCAGGAAAGGAUUUCCUGGAAGGCCUGGCCCUGAUGGCUUGAAGGGGGAGCCAGGCGAUCCUGGACGGCCAGGGCCUGUGGGCGAGCAGGGGCUCCUGGGAUUCAUUGGUCUGCUCGGGGAACCAGGAAUCACGGGAGAGAAGGGUGAUCGCGGCAUGAUGGGGCCCCCAGGUGCACCUGGACCCAAGGGGUCGAUGGGUCAUCCUGGAAUGCCAGGUAGUGUCGGGACCCCUGGAGAGCCUGGGCCUCCGGGUGCUCCUGGAUCUCGAGGCCCACCAGGCGUGAGGGGAGCUAAGGGUCGCCGGGGCCCACGAGGACCAGAUGGACCAGCUGGGGAGCAGGGGUCCAAGGGUCUGAAGGGCCCUGCAGGACCUCGAGGUAGACCAGGCCAGCCUGGACAACAGGGUGCGGCUGGCGAACGGGGCCACUCGGGCCCACAAGGCUUCCUCGGCAUCCCGGGUCCCUCGGGCCCCCCAGGUGCCAAGGGCCUCCCAGGAGAAUUGGGACCUCAGGGACCCCAGGGGCUAGUCGGCCCACCAGGAGAGAUGGGACCCAAGGGGCCACCAGGUGCUGUGGGAGAACCAGGCCUUCCUGGGGAAGCUGGGAUGAAGGGUGAUGUUGGGCCUCUGGGCACGCCUGGGGAGCAGGGCCUCAUUGGUCAGCGGGGAGAGCCAGGCCUGGAGGGUGAUCUUGGUCCUGCAGGGCCAGAUGGAUUGAAGGGGGACAGAGGCGACCCAGGGCCUGACGGUGAGCGUGGUGAGAAAGGCCAGGAGGGGCUGAAGGGUGAGGACGGCCCCCCCGGGCCUCCGGGGAUCACCGGCAUCAGGGGUCCAGAAGGAAAACCAGGGAAGCAGGGUGAGAAGGGCCGGACUGGGGCCAAGGGUACCAAGGGCUACCAAGGACAGCUGGGUGAGAUGGGCGUCCCUGGAGACCCUGGACCCCCAGGGACCCCAGGCCCUAAGGGGGCCCGAGGCAGCCUGGGACCCACGGGUGCUCCAGGACGGAUGGGGUCCCAGGGGGAACCCGGACUGGCUGGUUACAAUGGACACAAAGGUGUUGUAGGACCGCUCGGGCCUCCUGGGCCAAAAGGAGAGAAGGGGGAACAGGGUGAGGACGGCAAGGCCGAGGGGCCCCCGGGGCCCCCUGGAGAUCGGGGACCUGUGGGUGAUCGUGGAGAGCGUGGGGAGCCCGGGGACCCUGGAUACCCUGGUGAAAGUGGAUUACCUGGACAGCUGGGUCCUCCUGGUAAACGAGGGACAGAGGGCGGAAUGGGUCUUCCUGGAAGCCAGGGGGAGCCUGGAUCCAAAGGGCAGCCGGGCAACUCUGGUGAGAUGGGCUUUCCAGGAGUGGCUGGCCUGUUUGGACCCAAGGGACCCCCUGGAGACAUUGGCUUCAAAGGCAUCCAAGGCCCUCGUGGGCCUCCCGGCUUGAUGGGAAAGGAAGGCAUCAUUGGGCCCCUUGGAAUCCUGGGACCUUCAGGACUCCCGGGUCCGAAGGGUGACAAAGGCAGCAGAGGGGACUGGGGACUACAAGGCCCACGGGGUCCUCCCGGCCCCAGAGGGCAGCCUGGCCCACCGGGCCCUCCAGGGCAGACCGUCCUUUUUCAACGAGAUGACCUUGGGGCAGCUUUCCAGACGUGGAUGGACAUGGAUGGAGCACUCAGACCAGAGGAGUACAGCUAUUCCGACCAUCUGGUGCUGGACCAAGGAGGGCAGAUCUUCAAAACCUUACACUACCUCAGCAACCUCAUCCAGAGCAUUAAGACGCCCCUGGGUACCAAGGAGAACCCAGCCCGGGUCUGCCGGGACCUCAUGGACUGUGAGCAGAAGAUGGUGGAUGGUACCUACUGGGUAGAUCCUAAUCUUGGCUGCUCCUCCGACACCAUCGAAGUCUCCUGCAAUUUCACACAUGGUGGACAGACCUGUCUAAAGCCCAUCACAGCCUCUAAGGUGGAGUUUGCUGUCAGCCGGGUCCAGAUGAAUUUUUUGCACUUGCUGAGCUCCGAGGUGACCCAACACAUCACCAUCCACUGCCUUAACCUAACGGUGUGGCAGGAGGGCCCAGGGCACUCCCUGGCCAAGCAGGCCGUGCGCUUUCGGGCCUGGAAUGGGCAGAUCUUUGAAGCCGGGGGUCAGUUCAGGCCAGAAGUGUCUGUGGAUGGCUGCAAGGUCCACGAUGGCCGCUGGCACCAGACACACUUCACCUUCAGGACCCAGGACCCCCAGCAGCUACCCAUUGUCAGCGUGGACAACCUCCCUCCCGCCUCAUCCGGGAAGCAGUAUCGCCUCGAAGUUGGACCUGCGUGCUUCCUCUGACCUCUGGGUGCCUCUAGGCCUUCUGGGGAAGGAAAGAGAAUAAGAGGCAAGAGCAGGGCCCCUCUGCCUUCUGGGGAGGUUCCAGCUGCAAUCUUCUCAAUAGGAAUGGGUGGGGAGCAGCAGGCCCUGGGCUGGGCUUGGGAACAACUGAUCCUCAUGUAGCCCCACAAAGAGCCAGCCAGAACAAGUUGAGCUGCAGCCCGUCUGUGCCCCUCCACCUAUCUCCCAGCUCCGAAAGCUGUCCCUGCCCUCCCGGCUCCCUCCCCAAAGAGCCCCAUGCUGGAGCUGGCUUGAGGGAAGGUGGUAACUUGUCAGCUGGUCUCUGCCAGGGAGCUUUUGAUGUGCAAUAUUAGAAAAGGAGACAUGGAAAAGAGAGAGAGAGAGAAAAGAAGUAUAUAUAUAUAUAUAUAUAUAUAUAUAUAUAUAGUAAGAUAUGUUAUUUAAACAAACAGAGGUGUUACUAUUUUUUUUCACCUGGGAGAGAGAUAGGGAAGAGAAGAGCAGUGAGGGGGAGGGGAGAGUUAGGUGGUAAGGGAGGACGCAAGAUGGGGCUGGGGUACCCAGGCCAAGUUACCUCCCACUGUGAAUUCGCUGGUGCUCACAAUCAUCUUGUGUAGUAUAUGUUAUUGUGUUUUUAAGGGAAAAAAAACAAAAAGAAGAAAAACUCUAUUUAAGAUUCUGAAGGUGCUACUAUUUUUGCCAGAGACUUUGAUAGUGGGCAUUCAUCUACAUCUUUCUUCCUCCUCCAAAUGACCAAGAUUGGGGAAGUUCUGAUUUGCCUAGCAUGGCCCAUCCACUAAGCAAAGGGGGGAAGGGAGGGAUGAAAAGAAGAAAAAGUAAGCAGAAUGCACAACAAAACAAAAAGUCUAUCUGAAACGGGAAGUCAGAAGUCUAGCGCUCUCCUGUUAUCUUAUGGACUUUAACAUGACUCUCCUUUGAUGGAGCAUUUAGUCUUCAUCUUUGGUCAAGUGGUACCAGAGUGCUGGGCCUGUCCUGGAAGGCCUCGUGACCUACAUAGAAGAGAAGCCUUGAAGUUGAAGAAUCGAGUUCCAAAAGCAGCAAGAGGUCAGAGCCAGCCUUGGAGGCAGAAUGUAAAUACUGAACCACAUCAGCAGGUCCUGCCUCAGGAACCCCACCCCUGCAAACGCUGUCUACCUUCUUGCCUUCAACCCAUGUCAUGGCCCAUCAUGUUCUGCCUGCCCGUGACAAUCAGUGUGAUCAGAAUUGUCGCGUGUCAUGGAACAAAGGAAACCUGAGUAUGGAUUUUUGAAGUUAUUUUUUAACUAUGGACUUAUUUUUCUAGAAGGGGAAAGUGUCUGUGAAAGUCUCUGUGUAUUUCUAAGGUUGUGUCUCUUUGGGAAUUGGAUAUUAUUUUACUAUUUAAUGCUUCGCCCUGGCCUGCCCUUCCUACCACCUUUGUGCCCCACCUGCCACCCAGUCUGAGCGCUCUCUAGGAAAGGGCAUGUUUGUCCUAGCAGCUUACGCUCAUCUCAGCAGUGUCCCUUCAGCUGCCAGUCUUCCCUCAGCCUCCCUCAUUCUGGAUUCUUCCAUGUGCUCGUUUGUUUCUGUCCCUAUGUCAGUGUGUUCAAACCCAGUGGGUUCCCUUUCUCUUUUCCCCUUCUGGGUUUUAAAUAAAUACUUAAA